AUGUCCAUUUACCCAUUGCGUCCACCAGUAGUUACAAUAAUGGGACACGUGGAUCAUGGCAAGACAACCUUGCUCGACUCGUUGAGAAAGACUUCGGUUGCAGCUGGAGAAGCAGGAGGAAUUACGCAGCACAUUGGAGCGUUUAGCGUAACCCUUCCAUCAAAGAAAACAAUCACUUUUCUUGAUACACCGGGACAUGCUGCAUUUACAGCAAUGCGGGCACGAGGAGCCCAUGUAACUGAUAUUGUGGUCUUGGUUGUUGCUGCUGAUGAUGGCGUCAAGCCGCAGACCGUCGAGGCAAUUCAACACGCUAAAGAUGCGAAUGUACCUCUUAUUGUGGCAAUAAACAAGAUUGAUAAGCACGACGCGAAUUUGGAUAUCGUACGUCAGGGUUUGUUAACGCAUGAAGUCUUUCUCGAAGAAGACGGCGGGGAAACGCAGUCAAUCCAAGUCUCAGCUUUGAAGGGUAAAGGCCUAGACGAUUUGGAGGAGGCUAUAGUAACCCUUGCGGAAAUGUUGGAUAUUCGUGCAGAAGUAGACAUAGGUUGUGAAGGUUACGUUAUUGAAUCGCAAGUCGAAAGAGGCAGAGGAAAUGUGGCAACAGUGUUGGUAAAACGAGGAACUUUAAAAGUAGGAAGCAUUAUUGUGGCCGGAAGAAGUUGGUGUAAAGUUAGAAAUAUGGUUGAUGAGAACGGGAAGACGAUGAAACAGGUAUUACCCGGAACUCCGAUUAAGGUUAUCGGAUGGAAGGAGUUGCCCAAUGCCGGAGAUGAAGUUUUAGAAGCUGGAAAUGAGGAUCUCGCCAAAAAAGUAACCGAAAACCGCACAUUAAAGCAUACACGAGAACAACAGGUCAAAGACCUCGAAAUAAUUAAUGAAAAGCGCAGACAACGUAAAGAAGAGAUACACGAAGAACGUAGCCAGAUGAGAGACAUGAAGAGAGCAGUUUGGAUGUAUUAUCAAGGACUUUUACCUGAAUAUCCUUCGAGACCUCCGCCUGUUGCUAAGCCAGCUGACGAAGAUGAGAAACAAGUGAAACGCUUGUGUGCUGUUGUCAAAGGCGAUGUGAGUGGUACAGUCGAGGCUGUUGUCAAUGCAUUGGAUGAAGUCGGGAACAAUGAAAUACGCGUAGAUGUGAUCGACUUCGGUGUUGGAGAUGUCACAGAGUCAGAUAUACAAAUGGCAGCGGCAGCAGAGGGGGGAAUAAUCAUCGGUUUUAAUGUAAAGGCGGGUAAAAGGAUCCAAUCAGAAGCCAGUAAAUUAAAGGUCGAUAUCUUAACUUUCAAUAUAAUAUACAAACUCCUUGAAGAGGUGAAAUCACGUCUCACCAGUAUGCUUCCGCCUAUCAUUGAAACACACGUUACGGGUGAAGCAACAAUUCUACAAGUAUUCCAAAUUACUGUUAAAGGUAAACAACAGAAACCGAUAGCUGGAUGCAGGGUGACCAAUGGGACUAUACUUAGAAAUCAAAGAGUGCGGAUUAUGCGAGGAAAUCAAAUGAUUUGGGAAGGUGCACUAGAGUCUCUGAAACAAGUGAAAAAAGAUAUGACUGAAGUUAAGAAGGGGAUGGAAUGUGGGAUGGGAUUUGAUUGUAGUUUCGAGUUUCAAGAAGGCGAUCUAAUUCAGAGUAUCGUUACAAAAGAGAUAUCGCGUUCUUUGUGA
Paraglomus brasilianum is the source of this 1662-nucleotide messenger RNA. The record is from the annotation of a GenBank genome assembly. Lineage: Eukaryota; Fungi; Glomeromycota; Glomeromycetes; Paraglomerales; Paraglomeraceae.